AUGCCUUCUUCUGCUAGCUUUGGGAAGUCUCAAGUUUGGUCCGAGAGACCGCUUCCCUCACCAAUUCGAAUAGCCGAUGCCUACCUCAGCAUGCCUUCUCCGCUGGAGGCGCUUCUUCUUGCGUUUGCGCUUGCUGGUCUGGACGCAGGCUACCAACUCGUUACUGACUGUGGCGCAGCAACCAGAGCUCCGAGACGUCCGACGUUUGGCGGCGAGGCGCGAGCGGCUGGAGCGCCAAGUCUACGACACGCAGCAAAAGGAGGCAGUGCUUUUGGAAGCUUCGAGGAAGACGGCGGCGGCGAAAGGGCCACCCGAGUGGCGGCCAAGGAGGACGGAGAGAUGAGGCGGCCAGCUGUGCAGCACCUUGGCCGGAGCCAGUUCUUGGCCCCAGUCCUUCGAAGCUCGCCGACCUGUCAACACAGCAAGGCACGGCACGGCUGCAACCGGGAUUGGGCCUGGCCAAAGUGCGAGGACUGCGGGGCGGUCGAGCAGAUCCCCAAGCUGACCCCGGACAAGCUUACGGAGUGGAACUCGGUGCUAGUGUACCAGGCGCCCAACUACCAGACCCCGGCGGCAGCGAAGGAGGCGAAGGAGGCCAAGAAAGCGGCGAAGGCGACGACUACAUCGACGAACUCGACCGCACCGGCGUCCACGGCUCAAAGGAGAACAUCACCGACAACGGCGUCUACGGCACGACCGACAUCUUCGACUAUGCCGGCGGCUUCGGCACGACCGACCUCGUCGACUGUGACGGCGGCUAUGGCAAGAGCGUGGGCCGCAUCCGAGAUCCGGCCACCAAGCCGCAGUCAAGGCCCCAUGGCCCCGGACGAGGGAGAGAUACCACGACAUCCCCCGAGACCACGCCGAGAUGGGCCGAUGGAAGUGGACGAGUUCAGCAUCGGCACACCGGACAGCGCAGCCUUUCCUCCUCCAACCUCAGCGGGCGAUUGGGAAGGCGAGAGAGACAUGGCCCAAGCAACGUUGGAUGUCAUGAUGCCAGGUUCGGCCCUGACUCGCUCCUGCACCCAAUGCCCGGGAGAGCUGACGCUAAACUGGCACGAGGAAAAGGGGGGCUACCUUUGGAUGUGCGCCAGGGGCGACCCCAACUGCCAGUUCACUUGGAGCGGCUCGCUGGACCUCAACAAGCUGAUGACGGCCUUCGAGAUUCGCCUGUGCCGCGACCAGAUCUUGGCAUCCGAAUGGGACGAGGUCAUGGCGACAUUCCUCCGAGCUGGCGGCUACAAUCCGGACCGGACACCGGUGAUGAGCUCGGACUUUCCUUCGAGAGCCUGGAGAUGUUUGGCGCCGGAGCGCAGCUACGUAUGGGCCUUCGCUGGAAGUCGCGUGCCGGCAAGCAAGAAUGCCAUGGUGAAGUCACCCCUUUCCGCCAGGGUGAUUUUCAAUGUCGAUGACGGUGACGUCAAUGUCCUGGACAUUGCCAAGAACAAGCACCCCAUUGACUAUAACCUCGGUGACACCGAGGUCACCGUCUACGUUGUCCAGGAGUUCGAGCGCGACUUUGUGGAAGAGCUGGAAGACGUCCGGCAUGACCCCAUCGAGGCGACGUUCGACAAGGGCACUAAGAAGCUGCUCGGCCAGAGCUUGGAGAAGAUGACGGGGAGUCAGGACGAUGAGUCCUAUUGG
Messenger RNA from Symbiodinium pilosum, 1644 nucleotides. NCBI's taxonomy places the organism in Eukaryota, Dinophyceae, Suessiales, Symbiodiniaceae. The record is from the annotation of a GenBank genome assembly.